Molecule: messenger RNA, 1196 nt
Organism: Struthio camelus australis
Lineage: Eukaryota; Metazoa; Chordata; Aves; Struthioniformes; Struthionidae
Gene: COPS5
Product: COP9 signalosome subunit 5
Biological process (GO): protein deneddylation
Cellular component (GO): COP9 signalosome; cytoplasm
Molecular function (GO): metallopeptidase activity; protein binding; deNEDDylase activity
Source: RefSeq, a predicted model, not a curated record
AAGCCCUGGACCAAAGACCACCAUUACUUCAAGUACUGCAAGAUCUCGGCGCUGGCACUGCUCAAGAUGGUGAUGCACGCCAGGUCGGGCGGCAACCUGGAGGUGAUGGGGCUCAUGCUGGGCAAGGUGGACGGGGAAACCAUGAUCAUCAUGGACAGCUUCGCCCUGCCCGUGGAGGGCACGGAGACCCGCGUCAAUGCCCAGGCGGCCGCCUACGAGUACAUGGCUGCCUACAUCGAGAACGCAAAGCAGGUUGGCCGUCUAGAAAAUGCCAUUGGCUGGUAUCACAGUCACCCUGGCUAUGGCUGCUGGCUCUCUGGGAUCGAUGUCAGUACUCAGAUGCUUAAUCAGCAGUUUCAAGAACCCUUUGUAGCAGUCGUUAUUGAUCCUACAAGAACAAUAUCUGCUGGAAAAGUAAAUCUUGGAGCAUUUAGGACAUAUCCUAAGGGCUAUAAGCCUCCAGAUGAAGGUCCAUCUGAAUACCAGACUAUUCCGCUUAAUAAAAUAGAAGACUUUGGUGUACACUGUAAACAGUAUUAUGCUUUAGAAGUCUCUUACUUCAAAUCCUCUUUGGAUCGUAAAUUGCUUGAGCUUUUGUGGAACAAAUACUGGGUGAACACUCUGAGUUCUUCUAGUUUACUUACUAAUGCUGACUACACCACCGGCCAAGUCUUUGAUUUGUCUGAAAAAUUAGAACAGUCAGAAGCUCAGCUUGGACGGGGCAGUUUCAUGUUGGGUUUAGAGACUCACGAUAAGAAAUCGGAAGACAAACUUGCUAAAGCAACAAGAGAUAGCUGCAAGACCACCAUAGAAGCUAUACACGGAUUGAUGUCUCAGGUUAUUAAGGAUAAACUUUUUAAUCAAAUUAAUAUAGCUUGAAAUGCAUCACCAGCUGAUACACAUCUCCAAAGCAGAAAAAGCCAUGGUUUGUUUCGCUUGGACUUGUUCAAUUUGGGAAACGAAGCUGGAGUGGAAAAUUAUUCAUUUAAUUUGUAGUACUUUAAUAUUUCCCACCUGUUUGACCAGUUUUUAAAGAACAAAAUGGUCUGAAAUGUAGUGUAACUUUUUGUUCUUUAUCAUGAAACACAACCAAUUUGGAGAAUUGUUCCAGAAGAAAAAUAAAUAUGACUUACUGGUUUUUGCUCUUAGAUAUUUAUCUCUACCAUCUGUCUGCAAUAAAACAAUUUUAAAAAUGA